AUAAUUUUACCCAACACAUGUUUUAAAUAAAUUAUUGCAAUGUUCCAAAAAUAAAUUAUUUAAAUAAAAAUGUUUACUUAAAUGAACAUAUAAAUAAAAAAAUGUUUUGAUUUUACUAAAUUGAAGAAUAAUUUUUCCCUAAUAAUUAAAGAAAAUUUUCAAGUAUCUUAUUGGAAAAAGUUAGUAAAAGUUUUUUUAAAAAAAGGUUUAGAAAAUGCCAAUUAUCAAGGCCCGCUCUUAUGAUGGAUCUCCAGCUUUCAAUCAAGCAUGGUCUGUUGUUACAAGGAGUAUGCACACAGAAAUGUUGUCCAAACCAAGUCCUAGAAGACUAGCUCCUUGGCCUGAUCCAAAUGCUUAUCAAUCCUUGCCAAUUGAAAUCUCUCCCGCAACUCUACACUAUAAUACCAGUAAGCGAUUAAAAAUCCUUAGCCGAGUGCCUAGAGGAAAAUAUACACCAAAGUAUAAGACACAAAUGCCUUCAGAGCACCAUGUAGAGCCUGGAAAUUUAACAUUUAUUCCAGGCCCUCGGUUAUUAGAACUGGCACAGCCUAGAGCGCCAGCUGCAGCUUCAAAGGAUAGAAGGUCUACUAAGAAAAUAAGAAGGAAACAUAAGAAUGCGGAGAAGGAACUAGAGGAAUGGUUGGCACAAAGAGCUGCUCCAAAGCCGAUUCCACCCCAACCUCCAGUUCCAAAAUGGAAAAGAAAAACAACACCUCUUUCCCCAGAAGAACAUGAAGUAAGGAUUAUUCAGCUUUCGAGGCCACCACCUCGUUACAUGAUUCAACCUGACCCCUGGGAUCCAUAUCAGGUCAAUCCAAAAGCAAAACGAGCAAGAGCAACAAAAAGAACUCUAGAGCUAGCUGCACAUCGAGAACUUCCAGAAGAAGCAAGGUUGGAUCUAGCAUAUAAACCCUUUACUAUAAAGAAAUCAGCUCUAAAAUAUAAACCGACAAAAAGAAUACUUGACCUCUCAGAGCCAGUGGUCAAAAGAACAGCUGCCAACAAUGAUGUAAGGGAGGAUGCUUUCCAAGUUCCAGCAAGAGCUUUAAAAGCUAUGUGUUCGAAACGUACUAAAGAACUAGCAAAACCAAUAGUAAGACGAGGGUGGUAAUUGGCAGAUAAAAAAAGAAAUAAAUAAAAGGCAAUCCACU
Nezara viridula (southern green stink bug) is the source of this 1151-nucleotide messenger RNA. Lineage: Eukaryota; Metazoa; Arthropoda; Insecta; Hemiptera; Pentatomidae. The record is from the annotation of a GenBank genome assembly.